ACGGCACUCGCGAGGGGCAAGGGGGGAAGGUAUUUAGGAGUGUGCCAGGGCCUUGCGGUGCCAGUAUUGCCGUAGUGAAGUAAGUGGGCGGUGAGGGUGACCUGCGCCGUACCCCUGCCCCGAACCCUGCGCGUGCACGCCCUUCCACCGCGCUUGGGUCUUGAGACUGAUCACUUCAGAUAUCGACGUGUUUCCUCCUCUCGAAACGCGUGACGACCGAACCGGCUACCGCUGCGCAACACAUCGCCUCGGGAGCCCUGGUGCCUCAGACCUCCUGUUGUCAACGCAGCCGUUCCUCCUGCGUCUCCCAGCGGCGAAAGGUCCUCCUCCUCUGGCGCUGUAUGCCUUGGACAGAGCUAGAGCUUGGAAGUUCGAGGAGCCUCUGGAGUUCGCAGCAUUAGCCUCUCUUCAUGGGUUAGUGCUCCCAAAUGGCGCCCGCAUUGCACCGCCUGAAGCCACGCCGUCAGUAGUGUUUCGCCCGAAGGCUUUCUUUCUCGGCUUCCUCUCCUUCUCGAUCCUGUCGCCAUGGACGCCCUCCUGCCGCAGCUGGACGAGGCGUGGGUGAGCCUCAGCGUGGGCGGGGACGGAGGCAGCGAAACGGACUCGGGUUAUGAUCCUUUCUCGCCCUUGAGCCUGAGCGACCUGCCUCCGUCGCCGUCGCCGUCGGAUCGGCCGCACCUCGGCUCCCCAGACAUCUCCCUGGACCUGCAGGAUCACUUCUCCCCCACGUGCGACCUGCCCGCCGCAGAUGGACUGGAUUUGGACGCCCUCGAUCUGGACGCCUUGGAUACUCUUGAUUACCUCUUCCCCGAUCCGCCCACGCCGCCCACGCCCAUGAGGCCAUCGUCGCCGUCACCCAUGCCGCCCCUCGCAGGGUCCGCCGUGUCGCCGAAGUUAGAACCUCUUGGGCUCCUCGAGAGCGUCGGCGACCUUCCGGAACUGGACUUGGCCAUGCCCGCCAUGGAGGGCCCGUGCGCCGUCCAGGGGGGCGAGGUCGCGGCGCUCGAGGCCUUCCAGGUUCCCGUGGAGUUUCCCGGGAAAAAGUUCUGCUUCUCGCAGGAUAAGAUCAGCUGCUCUCCGCCCGCUGGCUCUCUGCCGCCCCUAGAUCUGUUCCAGCAGCCUGGCCUCCCGCAUCUGGGCGACCUCCCGCCGCCCUCCGUCGACCCGUCUCUGGCGUCGUCAGACCUCUCGGUGGUCGACGUCCCCAUGCACGGCGUGGAGAGCUGCCCUCCCUUCGGCAUCAACCUUCCCCCGGACAUGACGUGGGGGGCGCCGAGAGGUGAGGACGUGGGCGGAGGCGGCCUCUUCUCGCAGCUGCUGGAGGACGAGGUCGAGGAGCCUCCGCGGGUACUUAAUGUUUUCCUGACGGGGCACGACUACACUAAUAAAAUCGAAGGCAUGCAUCGCCCGCCGUUCCCGCAGUGCCCGCCGCCCCGUCCUAUGACCUCCCUGCUGGGCGGCGGCCGGCUUCCCCCGCCCAUUCACCUGCAGCCCCAAGAGCCUCCUCCCCCACCCCACCCCUCGCCCCCUCAGCGGCAGGACCCCGCUCGCGACGAGGGGCGGGUGUUCCAGUGCACUCACUCUGGCUGCGGGAAGGUCUAUGCCAAGUCAUCGCACCUGAAGGCUCACCUGCGGCGCCACACGGGGGAGAAACCGUUCGUGUGCACGUGGCCAGGGUGCUCCUGGAGAUUUUCUAGAUCUGACGAACUCGCUCGCCACCGACGCUCUCACUCGGGGGUGAAGCCUUACAGAUGCCACGUGUGCGACAAGCGAUUCUCCCGCUCAGACCACCUUGCCAAGCACCACAAGGUGCACCGCCGCGACCGUGUCCUCGCCCUUUACAGCCCCUUGUCCAACGCUCUCCCCGGCCGCCGUCCCCGAGGGCCUCCGCCGCCGCCCGCGCCGCCUCCUCCGCCGCCCUCGCAGCCGCCCACGAGCAUCCACAUCGGCAUCCCUCACCAGUCUCUUCCCCCCAUCGUUCACACCGUUGAAUUUGGCAACGUGCGGCCGAUCCGUGUCUGCCAAUAAGGGUCCAGUGUGGCGCGAAGUGAGAGAAAGAGUAUCACGAUCCGGCAGCCUGGUCGGCCGAGAUCUUUGUGAAGACACUUAAACGAGGGCAAAUUAUUUACAUUUCGCACCAAGUACUUUUCGAUGCUUCUGUGCUAUGGUUGCAUCAGAAAUAAAUGCCCGUGAACUCAAAGGGGACGGGAAGGUGUUAAUAAGGUUAGUAGAGACAGUAGAUUACUUCAUGUACAAGAAAUGGGAGUAAUUCAACAGUCAUCUGUUCGGUGUCUCACAGUCAUAAAUUCUGUUACUGACGAUCAAAAAGGAUGUGAUUUGAUAAUGACAGGAAUAUUCUGUAUUAUCGGCAACAAAGAACAAUGCAAAGAUAUAUCACUAUAUCUUCUGUUGGACCGUUCAAGUUUUGAUGAACAAGUGCCACAGCAACCAACACAGUGCUGCAGCUGCUCUAUAUUUCUUGAACACAGUUUGCAGAACAGAUUUUUACACGUUCUUU
Penaeus chinensis is the source of this 2518-nucleotide messenger RNA. RefSeq names its product Krueppel-like factor 2. The transcript is spliced from 4 exons. Bases 526 to 2028 code for a protein of 500 amino acids. The record is from RefSeq and is a predicted model, not a curated record. Lineage: Eukaryota; Metazoa; Arthropoda; Malacostraca; Decapoda; Penaeidae. Gene Ontology annotation, molecular function: DNA-binding transcription factor activity, RNA polymerase II-specific; RNA polymerase II cis-regulatory region sequence-specific DNA binding. Gene Ontology annotation, biological process: regulation of transcription by RNA polymerase II.